AUGGCUACCGGCGUUCCAAUCCUCGAUACCACUCUUCAAGCCGCUUUGAUGAGCGCAGCAUCAAACGUCGUCGCACAGAGCCUCGCAAUAUACCAGCACAAAGAUUUCUCUGCUAUCGACUCUGCCGCAUUCGUAUAUUUUACGGUUUUUGCGCUGUUGAGCACACCACCCAACUUUUUGUGGCAGGAAUGGCUUGAGAACUCUUUCCCAGCAAUAAAGAAAAAGAAUGUAGGGAAUCUGGACAAAGGACUUGUACCAUCCCAAAAGGGUGACAGGCUUUCAGUGAGCAAUACUGCAAUCAAGUUCCUCCUCGACCAGAGUCUUGGCGCUGGUGUGAACACAAUGCUCUUCAUCGUCGUGAUGGGCAUGUUCAAGGGACUUGAAUGGGCACAGAUCUUGGACACCCUCCAGAGGGAUUUCUGGCAGAUGAUUCUCGCGUCGUACAAAGUAUGGCCAUUUGUGUGCUUGUUGAAUCUAGUCGUGGUUCCAUUCGAGUAUCGUAUGCUGGUUGGUAAUACUGUCGGGUUUGGCUGGAGCGUGUACCUGAGUCUUUUCCAGCUCUAG
Molecule: messenger RNA, 564 nt
Organism: Venustampulla echinocandica
Lineage: Eukaryota; Fungi; Ascomycota; Leotiomycetes; Helotiales; Pleuroascaceae
Exons: 3
Coding region: 1-564 (187 amino acids)
Cellular component (GO): cytoplasm; membrane
Source: RefSeq, a predicted model, not a curated record